Molecule: messenger RNA, 585 nt
Organism: Telopea speciosissima
Lineage: Eukaryota; Viridiplantae; Streptophyta; Magnoliopsida; Proteales; Proteaceae
Exons: 3
Coding region: 1-585 (194 amino acids)
Source: RefSeq, a predicted model, not a curated record
AUGGCAGCUUCGAAUCUGAAAGUGAAACUCCUGGUGGACAAGAAGGCCCAGAGAGUCUUGUUUGCAGAGGCAGGGAAGGAGGUUGUGGACUUCCUCUUUAACCUCUUGGCCUUGCCUGUUGGAACUGUUGUUAAGUUGCUGAGUAAGGAGAGCAUGCCAGCCGCAUCUACUCCUGAUAAACCCACUGUAUAUUUCUACAAUUGCGGCGUCUAUGGUUGUGGUCAAAAUUAUGUAACCGGUGACCGUGGUACUCCCUGUCCUGGUUGCCGAAAUCAGUUGUCAACCCAGAUGACUUAUGUUGCUGGAGCUGCUGGAACAGCAGCGGAGCAGCGACGCGUAGAUUGUGGAGCAGGGUAUGUGAAGGGAUUGGUGACUUAUAUGAUAAUGGAUGAUCUGUCUGUCACACCCUUCUCUACCAUUUCUGGUAUCACUCUCCUGAACAACUUCAAUGUCAGGGAAGUGGGUUCUCUUGAAGAGAAGGUUUUUGAUUUGGAUAUGGAUUUGGGUCUCGCAAUUUUAAAAGCUUCUUUGCAAUCAGAGACGGUUCUUACAGAUGUCUUUCUUGGGAGUAAGAAGCUGAAAUAG